Molecule: messenger RNA, 117 nt
Organism: Parastagonospora nodorum SN15
Lineage: Eukaryota; Fungi; Ascomycota; Dothideomycetes; Pleosporales; Phaeosphaeriaceae
Exons: 2
Coding region: 1-117 (38 amino acids)
Source: RefSeq, a predicted model, not a curated record
AUGAGCAUGUUCUGGAUGGGAAUCACUGAAUAUCUCCAAGACCGAGGCUUUGGCUAUGUGAAUGAGAAUAAAGUGGUCUUUGCUCGAGCACUGCAAAAGCCCUAUAAAAGAUCGUAA